AUGGAUUCUUCAUUGCACGAGGUCUGGCAAGCCGCGUCAGGCAGUCCGUUUGUACCAACCAUCGGCAAGAACAGCCAAUUCCUCGUGGGCUUCGUCCUGCUCCUCAUAGGCCUAUCUCUGGCUGGUGUCUUUACCCUGAACCGUUCUCUCGUCAACCUCCCCGUCCUGGGCAUCCCCGCGUCAUUGGCACUUGCGCUUCUCAUGAUGGAUUCGCAAGCCUCCGCUGCAGCUCCGCCACUGUUCAGAGCUGUUGCCAGCUCGACCCGACCGCUCUAUCAACUCUUGAAGUGCAUCAGUUUCACCAACAAGAUCCAUGUCGAGAUCACAGAGGGCGGCCUCAGAUUUGCAGCUGAUAACUCACGCGUAAUGCAAGGUGUCGCCCACUGGAACAAGACCCUUUUCACAUCCUACACGACAAACCUCCCCACUACGGAAGACGAUGAAGAACCCUCCACCCCAAAUUUUCAGAUAUCUCUCCCUGCGCUAUUGGAGGCGCUGCAGAUUUUUGGCGCUGCCGAUGCUGCGGCUCGCCAGGCCAAGGCAGAGGCAGACCCAUACCGCAGCAACCUUCGUAAUUACCGUCCCGAUGCAUUCAGCAACCAGACCCUAGGGAUGGCGGGGACAUGCUCUCUCUCAUAUGCCCAAGAAGGAGAACCUUUCAGCAUCAUCCUAGAAGAAGCCGGAGUGAAAACGACGUGCAAUCUCGUUACGUACCUCCCGGAGUCGCCCGAGGAUAUUCCAUUCGAUAUCGAAGACCUUUCCUUCAAGAUCAUCACCCAAUCCCGCUGGUUGUUGGACGCCCUUGCCGAGAUUGCACCGACUUCUCCUGACAAACUGACGGUUGUAGCCUCGCGAAGGCAACCAUAUCUCCGCCUGUCUAGUUCCGGAUCACUUGGGAGUUCAAGCGUCGACUUUGCCAAGGGGCGUGAUCUGCUCGAGACCUUCUCUAUCCGCGACCGUUGGGUGCAGACUUUCAAGUUCGACAUGAUAAAGUCGGCUAGCGAGGCGAUGAGGAUCGCGACCAAGGUCAGUUUACGGGGGGAUGGCCAGGGGGUUCUUAGCAUGCAAUUCAUGGUCGAAGUUGAGGGUGGCGGGGUCAACUUCUUGGACUUCCGAUUUGUUCCCUACGCUGUCCACGGGGAUGAGGAGGGUGACGAGGAAGAUGAGGGCGGCGAGGCCGAACUAGAAUGAGUCCCUGCUCUCAGGGAGACUAUCAGGGAGACUAUCUCAAUAUCUACACCCCUUUGCUCAAAAAAAAUCAGUUUCGGAUCUCCGAAACCCAGUCGAAUCUUUUACAAGUGAUGCUCUUGCACCAAUAGCCUUGCUACCGCUCUUAUGAGGGUCUCAGAUAAAUAUAUUGGUCCUACAGUUCUCGCUUAUACUUCGGGAGACAGCCUUGACCCCUUGCAUCACUCAAGGAUCAAUAUUGGGCUCUUCCAAUCCUUCUUCUUCCCUUUCCUAAUAGUAAGACAUCGUCUCUAGAUAACCUGGCAACUCAGG
Molecule: messenger RNA, 1500 nt
Organism: Phialemonium atrogriseum
Lineage: Eukaryota; Fungi; Ascomycota; Sordariomycetes; Cephalothecales; Cephalothecaceae
Product: DNA repair exonuclease-like protein
Exons: 4
Coding region: 1-1191 (396 amino acids)
Biological process (GO): DNA repair; protein N-linked glycosylation; DNA damage checkpoint signaling
Cellular component (GO): checkpoint clamp complex
Source: RefSeq, a predicted model, not a curated record